Molecule: messenger RNA, 423 nt
Organism: Hansenula anomala
Lineage: Eukaryota; Fungi; Ascomycota; Saccharomycetes; Phaffomycetales; Wickerhamomycetaceae
Exons: 2
Coding region: 1-423 (140 amino acids)
Biological process (GO): endosome transport via multivesicular body sorting pathway
Cellular component (GO): ESCRT I complex
Molecular function (GO): ubiquitin binding
Source: RefSeq, a predicted model, not a curated record
AUGGAGGGAGAGAAAGCACACCCACUACUUGCGCAAAUACCAUUGAUUGUAUCACCCUUUUAUAACCCACCAAAAGCUGUCACACUACCUUUCAAUUACAAGCCUUUACCAUCACAACUACCUGAAACAAACGUUACAAAGGACAAUCUUGAAGCCUGGAUAGCUGAAUGUCAACAUGUUAAAAAGGAGAUAAAAAGUUACGGGACUAAGCAAAAAGAGGCGUAUGAGGAGUGGCAUAAUAAUGUUGUACGAAGACUUGCACCAGGAUAUUUGGGUGGGUCAAACACACUACUUACUCCACAAAGACGUACUCAAGCUGCAACGAACCACCAAUCGAUAAAUGAAACGCUUGAAUCUAAAACGGACACAAUAAAAGAUGAAAAUGAUAUAGAUCGUGCAUUCUCUACAAUGAAUAUAAGAUAA